CCAGUUACUCCCCGUCGAUUAAAGUACGAAUGAUACGCAUUUGUUGGUCAAUUAUUAAAUGAUCAAUGGCAAACGUACAUCGUGUUUAGUUCACGUACGUCUCUUAUUUAGUUUCUCUAGAAGCAACCUUCUAAACCAGUGUGUAUAAAGGUUGCUAUCUAAACGGAUAUUCAAUAAGUGUAUUCUCUUGUGAUCAUUUUUACAUAUAAGUAUAAAAAGUAGUUUAUCAUGAAGCUAUUUUGCAUCUUACUCGCCACUUUCUUUUUCACUGUUGGAUCGUCAGAAUCAAUAUUAACAUGUUUGCAUGAUGCUAACAUACCAUCUAGGUGGGUGGAUAUGAGCCGAAGCUGUACGAAAGGAUUAGAGGAGCAGCUUCACAAAGAAAUUCAAGCUUCUCGUACUUACCUUGCUAUGGGAGCUCAAUUUGCUGAGUAUUCAUAUAAUCGACUUGGAUUUAGUGAAUUCUUUUUUAAAGCUGCUAAUGAAGAAAGAGAGCAUGGAAUAAAAAUCCUUGAAUACUUGUUAAUGCGUGGUGAAUCAGCUGUUGACUUCAACUCACUUAUGAACAUGUUAAUGGAUCCGGUAAGUGCAUCAUGGUCAAAUGGUCUUACAGCCCUUACAUCUGCUCUUGAUUUGGAAACUAAUGUCACACGAAGUAUUCAUAAAGUCAUCCAUACAUGUGAAGAAGAUUCAAAGUUCAAUGAUUAUCAUCUGGUAGACUACCUUACCACAGAGUUCUUGGAUGAGCAAUAUAAAGGUCAGCGUGAUCUUGCUGGUAAAAUAUCAACUUUAAGUAAAAUGAAUUAUGAGUUGGGAGAGUUCUUAUUUGAUAAGAGACUUUUGAUUACAUUAUAUGUAAUAUGUAUAUUAUGUAUAUAUGUAUGUAAUAUUCGAUUACUGUGUCUAAUUUUUAUGCUGUAAGUAAACAAAAAUAGUUGAUCACUUCUAUUCUGCCAUUUAGAGAUAUAAAAUAUAGCAUACUUAUCACAACCAUGUUAUUCUAUGACAUAGAUACAUAUAUGUAUAAAUGGCAACGUAUGUACACAAAAUAUUUUAUCAGUAACAAAUUCGUUUUCUUGAAUUUGUAGCCUAAGACUAGUAGAGUAUAUUACGUUUUAUAAAAGAAAUGUUCAUAAAAAAAUUAAUAAACAGAAUUACAAUGGGA
Molecule: messenger RNA, 1165 nt
Organism: Megalopta genalis
Lineage: Eukaryota; Metazoa; Arthropoda; Insecta; Hymenoptera; Halictidae
Gene: Fer1HCH
Product: ferritin 1 heavy chain
Biological process (GO): intracellular iron ion homeostasis; iron ion transport
Cellular component (GO): cytoplasm
Molecular function (GO): ferrous iron binding; ferric iron binding
Source: RefSeq, a predicted model, not a curated record